Messenger RNA from Hypoxylon fragiforme, 4332 nucleotides. RefSeq lists its product as uncharacterized. Lineage: Eukaryota; Fungi; Ascomycota; Sordariomycetes; Xylariales; Hypoxylaceae. The record is from RefSeq and is a predicted model, not a curated record. Gene Ontology annotation, biological process: protein polyubiquitination. Bases 490 to 3990 code for a protein of 1166 amino acids. Gene Ontology annotation, molecular function: ubiquitin protein ligase activity. The transcript has 3 exons.
UUCAAAUUCUAAAAUGCUAAAUACCAUGAGCUUAGGCAAUUUCAAUUUGAUUUAAUUAACUCUCGCAUCUUUUCAUUAACAAAAAAAAAGAAGAUAUGAGUAUAUUGAUUUAUGUCUUACCCAAAGAACUUAUAUGAAAGAUUGUGCUUCUAGAUCUAGACCAAUUUGGCUAUCUCGAAUUGGUGUUGGCUUUUUCAUCACCGGGUUUGAGUCUUGUCUUGUCUUGUCUUGUCUCGGUACUGUUGGUACGUAAGGUACCUACGUAAGGUACGACGGAUUAGAAUUGCAAGGCUCUCCUACUUUUUGCUUGCUCACCCAACUCUCCUGAGUCCAAUCUAACUUACUUGCUUGCCUCCAUUGAGGUUUCUAUCUCUACUUACAGGUAGAGCAAGUGUACAGAUGCAGACAUAAUCGUCCUUUCUUGGUGCUGGGCUUUUCCCACAUUUCUGCAAUUACGACAUCCUUACGAGCUUCUCGAGCAAGACCAAUAUGUCUUCCCGUCCUAAUCGGCCGGGUCGACCGACUUUAGGCCCUUUUGACUACCCGUUUCGUGAUCCCUCGAUAAACGAGCAGCUCCGUCGUCCAAGAUCCAAUUCAAGGCUUCCCGAAUUCAACCCUCUCAGGAAUACUCAAGUUCAUGUCGAAUCAAGCUCCGACGACGACGAUAUCCCUGUUCCAAGCACGAAACGACCCUCCCAACAUUCCCGUUCAAUGAGCCACCCAUUUCCUUCGUUAUUUUCCAGUAAGAAGAGGAAGAAUGCUAGGCCUGGCAACGAGGAAUUUGUCGACGACGACAGUCCUAGGCCUAAGGGACAGCAGAAUCUACACCAAAACCCACCUCCUAGAAGAAUACCGCGCGGGCCAGGGGACUUCGCGACAGGGAACUGCAUGACAUGUGCUAGUUUGGUCAGAUGGCCGAAAGAGUUACAUAUCUUUAGGUGUACCAUUUGCUUAACAAUAAACGAUCUCAAGCCAUACGAUCUUGCUGCUAAGAACACUGGCACCCAACUAAAUCCCAGUCCAAGUGGCUCGUUACAACCAAACGAAAGUAUAGUCGGCCCUGCGCGGCAUCUCUCGCAACCCCCAACCUCGAUAUCUCUCGAUCGUACGAGACACCUCGUUAAGCAGUGCUUGCGUUCGACGUUACAAUCUUGGAUGUCGACACGAUCGUACCAAGACCACUCUGAAUCUCCACCGGACCGAAUCGCACCCCGACCACCUAAUGAGGGCUUUCCACGGCGCGAUUCUCCUAGUCAGCCAGGUGGCUCGCCCCCUGCAAACGCAAGUCCGCCUAGUUAUAUUUACAAUGCCGUGUUCGACGAUUUCGCCGAUCUCAAUAUUGAACCAAAUCCGUUAAAUAACGACGCACCUAUAACGAGAUCGUAUUCUACAUCCUUUCCCGAUACAAGGAGUUCGACUUUUCCUGCUGUUAGUCAAACAGGAGAGCCUAGCUCCAAACCAGACACUACAGCUUUCCAGACAGAACCCAAGAAGGUGUUUAGGAAAUUGGAGGAGUACCUCGUAUCAUGCUUUAGUUCUCAUGCGUGUAUCAAUCAUUCGUUCGUCACUCGCCAUAUGAGUGCUAACUCUAGAAUUCCCUCCGAGGUCGUAAAGAAACGAGUCGUGGAAAAUAAGAAGGAACCGAUUCGCGAUGACACGCCUAUAUCAGAGCUCGACCCCAAAUUGUUGCUUCUAGGCGACUUCGCUGAGAAUGGUACGUGGUGGACUGGAGGCCAAGAGGAACCUUUGCCUUCCAAAAACCCACCCCGUCGAAAGGAAGAUGUACCUUCCAUAGUGACGACUAGAUCUCCCCGAAUUGAUUGGGCCGCAGUCAUGGAAUGGUAUCACGUAGUAAUUAACACAGCUGAGUCCUGGUCAGAAGUCUACUCGGAGAUGUUGCAGCAGGAACCAUCCCAACGGUUAGCGGACGCAAGGCUACAACAGUUCGAAGCGCUGGCCAUCACGGCUCAGGAGCAUAUCCAACGAGUUCUGUUGAAGUGCACAGAAGUGCUAUUAAAACGCCCUGGACGAUUGUUGGCUGAGCCUCAGGACGUACGCUUCUUAAUCUUGAUGCUGGCCAACCCACUCCUCAGUUCAGGGUCUAAAUCCUACACGGGUCAAUACCAACGUUCAAGCAAGGGAAAAGGUGUAGCCGCAGAAAACGAUCCAGAGGCUCAACCAAAAUCACCCCCCGGAAGACAUUCAGGAAUUAUAAAGCGAAUUCUCGGUUUGCUGGCAAAUUCAUCUGAGCAAUGUCAUCAUCAUCUAGUCCCGUGGCUCUCUAGAUUGCCCGAGCCCCUUUUCCUUCAGACAAAGGAUCUGAUUAGUGGCUUCAUUACGUAUCGGUUGAACCAUCAGAGUGAGAAAAGGGUGGAACCGCAGAUCGACGUAACAGGCGGUUUGAUCCCGCAAAUGUCUAAUUCGCGUACUGGAAACACGCCGGCAACGCUGCAUGCUGCCUUGGAAGCAUCGAAAGCGUCCAAGAAGCAAAAGCAACCUGUUGAACCGAAGCGUGCGGCAUAUACAGACGACUGGCAGAUCAAAGCUGCUGCAAGAGUAAUGGCCCUCAUAUUUGCUGCAAACAAUUUAACGUACAUCCGCCGCACUGACAGAUCAGAUGGACGUAACCAUAACCAUUUGUUAUCGACCAGUGAUUUUUAUAAUUCGAUGGUCGACUGCUUGGACUUCAAAGCUGAUUAUGAGCUAUGGGAAUCGAAAAGGGGCAGGUUCGCCUUUUGCCAAUAUCCAUUCUUUCUGAGUAUAUGGGCCAAAAUACAAAUACUAGAGUUCGAUGCGAAACGACAAAUGGCUGGAAAGGCGAGAGAAGCUUUCUUUGACAGCAUAUUGACGCAUAGGAACUAUACGCAAUAUCUUGUUCUUAGCGUCCGUCGAGAAUGCCUCGUGGAUGAUAGUCUCAAGCAGGUGAGCGAAGUCGUUGGUAGUGGUAGCGAGGACAUUAAAAAAGGUCUGCGAAUUGAAUUCCAAGGAGAAGAAGGCGUCGAUGGAGGAGGGCUUCGAAAAGAAUGGUUCCUUCUACUCGUGAGAGAGGUAUUUAAUCCUGACCAUGGUCUCUUCGUUUAUGACGAGGACUCGCGUUUCUGCUACUUCAACCCGAAUACUUUUGAGACAUCUGAUCAGUAUUUUCUCGUGGGAGUGCUGCUGGGGCUGGCUAUAUAUAACUCAACCAUCUUAGACGUCGCUUUCCCACCCUUUGCUUUUCGAAAGCUGCUCGCAUCCGCGCCUCCUCCUGCGGCUGGUGCGCCAGCACACUCCCGUCCUACCAUGAACUAUACCUUGGAUGAUCUAGCCGAGUUUCGUCCAGCCCUGGCCAGGGGACUUCGCCAACUGCUGGAUUUCGAAGGAGAUGUUCAAUCUACCUUCUGCUUAGAUUUUGUUAUCGAAGUCGAAAAGUAUGGUACUAGGGUCAGAGUACCUCUUUGCGCAGGGGGUGAGACCAGAAUGGUUACGAAUGCCAAUCGACGAGAUUAUGUCGACCUUUACGUCCGAUAUUUACUUGAUACUUCGGUUACUCGACAGUUUGAACCGUUCAAGCGCGGUUUCUUCACCGUCUGUGCGGGUAAUGCAUUGACACUUUUCAGACCGGAGGAAAUUGAGCUGCUUGUGCGCGGUUCGGACGAGGCGCUAGAUAUCUCCUCACUGAGGGGUGCCGCUAUUUAUACCGGCUGGCCAAAACAUGUAAACCCCGAUAUAGAGCCAACAGUGCAAUGGUUCUGGGGUACAUUUGAAAGAGCUUCGCCCGUGGAUCAGCGUCGGUUGUUAUCGUUCAUAACGGGCAGUGACCGCAUUCCCGCUAUGGGUGCAGCGUCCCUCGUUAUACGGGUCAACCUUCUAGGCGAGGAUGAAGGGCGAUUUCCUUCAGCGAGGACAUGUUUUAACGUUUUGUCCUUAUACCGUUAUACCUCGCGAGCGAGACUGGAACAGUGCUUGUGGCGGGCGGUGAAUGAAAGUGAGGGAUUCGGGCUCAAGUGAAGGCGCCAACAGGAACAUGUACUCAUGAUUGCAUUCGCGUUGGCGUUCAUGGACUCGGGACGACUGCUAGAUGGUGUAUGGGUAUACCCACGGAUGUUUCCUUGGGAUGACCGUUUCCUACAAUCAACGCGUGCUUGUGGUAGGACUUUGAACCCAUCAGUGGCUUUGGAGCCCAAAGACUAUACCCCAGAGGCUAUAUUACUAUCAUCGCAAUAUAUGACAGCUAUGUCCAGUGACCAAUGGAAAUCCGAUGCACAAUCAAUUGAUAGUCUCGUGUAGAAUGCCCUUACAUCGGAGAGGUUUGCCAACUAAGAUGCGUGUAGCAAGCCCUGAUAUACAGCU